UGACGCCCGAAAUUGACAACAAAUAACAACAAAAUCCGAUUUUCCACUAGCAAACUGACUACUGAAGCCUCCAAUCACUGCCGGUAAAUUUAGGGCUUUCAUAAACCGAUCGAAAAUUGCCAUCGCAUUUCCGCACAAUUACAGCGCAAUCAUGCACUGUUCACAUUGACCUCAUGCGUUUUUUGUUUUUUAAUUAAGCACAAUUUACCUUUCAUUCCCUAAUGAAAUAUGCAAUAUUUUCCAUAUUCAUGUGAAACUGGCGGGCAACGAAACAGUGAUUUGCCAAUUUUUGCGCCAAGUGAACCCUAAACGAACGGCUGGUAGGCAAUUAGGAAAAUAUCCUUCACAAAGCAAAACUCAUUUUCCCCAUUGCUGGACAAUCGGAAACUUUCCCUUUUUCCAAGGACAAUCGCGCAACAUGCAAAAGUUGCCGUUCGGCUUUACAUCCAAGGAAAUCAUCGACCAGGGAAGAACUUCCCGAGAAAAUAUCGAUGCCGUUAAACAAUGGCUUUCCUCAGUGGAUUCUGCGAUUAUUCCUCGAGUUCAGGAUGAGUUGGUGGUGAUUUUUCUGCUCUCUUGCGACAACGAUCUGCCACUCGCCCAACACACCAUCACCAUGUACUACAAGUGCAAGAGAAACAGUCCGGAUAUAUUCGAUAACAGAGAAAUGGACAGAGCUGAUCUGAAAAAAGCCAUGAAUUCGAU
Molecule: messenger RNA, 705 nt
Organism: Dendroctonus ponderosae (mountain pine beetle)
Lineage: Eukaryota; Metazoa; Arthropoda; Insecta; Coleoptera; Curculionidae
Product: alpha-tocopherol transfer protein-like
Cellular component (GO): membrane
Molecular function (GO): phosphatidylinositol bisphosphate binding
Source: RefSeq, a predicted model, not a curated record